Molecule: messenger RNA, 641 nt
Organism: Ylistrum balloti
Lineage: Eukaryota; Metazoa; Mollusca; Bivalvia; Pectinida; Pectinidae
Product: lysosomal enzyme trafficking factor-like
Exons: 2
Coding region: 106-588 (160 amino acids)
Source: RefSeq, a predicted model, not a curated record
AACAAACUUUUCAAGCUUUCUGUCAUUGAUUAACAUUUCCAUAGAUCACAUCACUGAUGGGCUGAUGUUUUCAUUAUUGCACCGUUAGAUGUAAAGCAACCAAGGAUGAAAUUCAGACAGAGGAUUGCCUGGUUGAUGGUUGUUUUCUUCCUAGCUGGUUCAUUUUCUGUGCUGUAUUAUUUGUUUGAAAUUAGUGAACACUACAACCAGUUUGCCCUAGAACACAUAAACACCUACCACAAACCUGUCCAGGUCGAGGCCGUUUUCAACCAUAAAGGAGAAAUUAAAAAGGCAGAACCAGUUGAUGUUGAGAAAGGGGAGAUAACCAGUACAGGAUCAGCAUGGCACCAUAUCAUAGACGUUCCAAUGGUUGUGUGGUUUGUGCUGUUUCUCCUGCCUUACUUACAGAUAUUUUUUAUGAUUCUGGCAUGUACAAAAGCUGAACCUAAAAUGAGCAUGGCUUUUCAAUGGCCUUGCUUAAUAUAUUUGAAGUACAAAAAAUUUAUCAAUGGUUCUGCAGACAAGUCCUAUAGUAUGGGGGUUAAUUCAACUGUACAAACAAAUGGACAUAUGGUCUUCAAUACAUGACUUGGAGUGAGACAGUUACACCAGCUACACUGUGAUAUUAUUCGGAGCGUCAU